Messenger RNA from Durusdinium trenchii, 1773 nucleotides. NCBI's taxonomy places the organism in Eukaryota, Dinophyceae, Suessiales, Symbiodiniaceae. The record is from the annotation of a GenBank genome assembly.
AUGCCACCUGAUCCCAAGUAUCCAGCAGGGCAUCGGCCGCUUGCCACAGAGCAGCUGCAAAGGUUUCUCGCAGACGCUGUCAACAGCCGUUCUGAGGAGCUGACCCCCUUACAGUCUGCCUUUACUAGCAAGCGUUUGGACGACACCCAAAACGUAGUCACUGCCUCCACUGUGAAGGAGCUGAUGUUUGAUGGUCGAAGGGUUUCACCAGCUUUGCGCUUGGUAAAGGAUGCUUUGUGCAGAUAUAGCGGCACUGCAUCACCACCGUCGAAGCCAGGACGAAAGCCCGACCCAAGCGUGGACCGGGAACGUUUGGCGCGAGCUCGAAGAUUGCUGUAUCCCAGCCCAGAGCUUUCGCAAGCAGACCCACUACCAUCCAAGGACUCCACCCGUGCAACAUCCUCACGAAGCACCAGCGCUGGUCCUUCAGUUGCCACACCUUUGUUGCUGGCAACGAGUCGUCCCAUGACCAGCGGCAACACUCUUCCACACCCAUGGCAGGCCUUGCCAAAGCGUCCAGUAACUUCACCUGAAACCUCCGCGGCGUUGCCGGAGGUUUCAGCUCGGCUUGCUUUCUCAGCAGGCUCCUAUGGUCGCCGGAGGGCUUUGCGAGGAGGGAGGACACGUGUUCAUGCUUUGGGUUUGACUCGGGAAUCGACUACCUCCUCACAGUCCUCCAUUGACUCCAGUCCUGGACGCAGAGAAGGUUCCAGGGCUCCGUCUUCAUCCAAGAAGCUGGCCCAGAGAAUGGCCAAUUUGGCUGGGAGGCUGCAUCAUAAGGUGUACAAGAUCAGAGCUGCCAGCAAAGGUGCAUGUGCUUUAGCACAUUCUUGUCGAAAGCGGCUGACCAUGUCGAAGAUGACCCGGCAGGAGGAAAAGAAUCUAGCAACCGCAGCGAUCCACUCCAGGCAAAUUGAAGAGUGGGGCAGCCCAACAAGCUCUCAACCCGUGUCAACGAUAACACGGCAGAGGACAAAAGAGAUGAAGAAAGAUGAAGCCAGCCUAAUUGCCGAGGGGCACAAGGCCUUGUUCAACGCGGUGAGCAAGAUGGCAUCAACCCGAAGUGAGAGCCCACUAAGGCCAAACGACAGUGAGGGAGCCAGAGAGGCGAAGCCGGGUAUUUUUACCUCGUUCAAGGCUCAUGAGCUCUCGUGCGAGUACAAUUUGCCUGGAGGUCAUGUGACGCAGGCAUGGAAGCUCUUCAAAAGAUAUGAUGUGGACAAUGAUGGUUUGUUGGCUCCGUAUGAAUUUCAGCUGUUGCUUAGACAUGUGCUGCGGGAGCGCUUUCCCUCAGCAAAGGAUGUUCCGCGAGAGCUGUUCAAGGAAGCGAUUGAGAUCCAGAACAUGCAGGUCACCGUGACCUUUGCAGAUUUUUUGACUUGGAUCACCCGCAAUGCUUUCCAGGAAUGUCUUCUUUUGAACGAUGAUCAGCGCUUCAUGCGCUUCAUCGCUCGAAAGUUCCAAGUGCAUGUGACGGAUGUCGAAUCGGUCAAACGGCAUUUCGACAGCUACUCCCACCAUACUGGCCGGAUGGAGUAUCCAGAGUUCCACAAGCUCUUGGCUUUGCUCUUGAAUUUGCAAGAUGUCUUAUCAUUGCCGGAGAGCCGUGUCAAGUCAUUUUGGCGAGAGCUCGCUGGUGAUCAUAACGGCUUUGUUGAAUUCUCGGACUUCAUCCCUUGGUAUUUGGCGUGCUUUGCUGGAGGUGACGGCUCCCCGCUGGUCAAUUUCUACCGAAAGAUCCGGCCGAUCCCCAUCCUGGAAGAGUACGAAUGA